Rotaria socialis is the source of this 561-nucleotide messenger RNA. Lineage: Eukaryota; Metazoa; Rotifera; Eurotatoria; Philodinida; Philodinidae. The record is from the annotation of a GenBank genome assembly.
AUGGUACGUCGUUUUCAUUCACCAUCGAAUGGUAAUGUUCUCUUCUGGGAUAGUUUCGAUAUGGGUCCUGUUCAUAUUGUUUAUUAUUCCACAGAACAUGAUUUUCUUCCUUCAUCAACACAACAUACUUGGCUUGAACAUGAUCUGAGUUCUAUAAAUCGUACUUUUACACCAUGGUUAAUUGUUGGAUCACAACGGCCAAUGUACUCUUCGAUCGUACGCGUUGUUGGGGAUCCCAUAAAAGGCAUGUUACGAAAGUCUCUUGAGCUCAUGUUUUAUCAAUAUCACGUUGAUAUUAAUCUUUUUGCAUAUAUACAUUCUUACGAACGAUCAUGUCCUAUGUAUCAAGAACAAUGUGUUGAUGAUGAAAUUACACAUGCAUUAAUCGGAAUGGCUGGACACAAUUUAGAUUUUGAUACAUACACAGAAGCUAAAUGGAGUUUAUAUCACGAUCAACAAUUUGGUUAUACUCAAAUUUCAGAUAACCGAACACAUUUGCACUACUCCAACCAUAGAAAUGUAGACGAUGCCGUAGUUGAUCAUUUUGACUUGACAAAAUGA